Molecule: messenger RNA, 6647 nt
Organism: Melanotaenia boesemani (Boeseman's rainbowfish)
Lineage: Eukaryota; Metazoa; Chordata; Actinopteri; Atheriniformes; Melanotaeniidae
Gene: ahdc1
Product: AT hook, DNA binding motif, containing 1
Exons: 6
Coding region: 798-5405 (1535 amino acids)
Source: RefSeq, a predicted model, not a curated record
ACGGAGAGCUGGAAUUGCAGAGGCAGAGACGCACGGUCGAUUUUCGCCUCCCGCAUACUGGGGAGUCCCGAGUCUGUCACCAAAAGCAGAGCUCAGGGCUUGAGUGCGUUUGUGUCAACAUCUUUAGUAAGAAGAAGACAGUGGCAGAACCUCCCUACUGCCUCUUUUUUUAUUCUUUCUUUUUUUUCAUUCACAUAUUUGUGGGUGCAGAUAUUGAUGUGAGCCAGAGGAGCGGUUUUUUCCGUUGAGUCGCUCGAGACGGUGGCGCGCGGCAGGAGGAGACGGCGUUUACAUUGAUGUGGGAGGACAAUCUCUUUCCGACACGGGGAGUUCAGAUGAAGGGGAAUCGCUGUUCGGUGACGGCUUCAGCCGUCAAAGCAACGGCUCCGUGACCCGGGCGGGAAGCGAGAGAGCACCAACAAGAACAGCCAGCACUGACACCGUAUCAGCUCCAGCAGCACGAGCCCACAGACUGUCCCCUGUUUGCAACCAUGGGCAAAAGACAGAAGCAGAGGGAAGAGAGAGAAGUAUGUGAGCUCUCCACUGCAGUAUUGAUGACCCAAUGAUCCCCUGCAGAACAGAGCCAGUCAGGCAGACAGAGUGAGGCUCAACUCAGAAUCAAAAUCAGCGCCACAACCAUUUGGUAAAAGCAACUGACUGAGCAGGAUAUGAAUGGUAUGUGAAUCUUCUACUCUUACUAGCUGUAAGAGGAAAGCUACAAAAAGAAUUGCUCAUUUACAGACAGCUGAAAACAUCCCUCCUUUUCCGGCUGCACAACCAGCUAAACUGUCCACUGAAUGAGUGGCUUGUCGGAUCAUCUACAUUCAGGGCAAACUGGGGCUCCAGUCGGCUGUGGUGAGAUUCAGCCUGAGGAGAAGGUCUGUGUGGCGGGAUUUGAGGAGCUGGAAGGACCUGAGUUCUGGUCAAGGGAGCUUGUGCUCCAUGGGGGGUUUCAGGAUCCCUCUCGUGAUGGACUGGCACUGGUGACCCCCGAUCACAUUCCUCUCACUUCACCAUCUGCCCUGGCCAACGGCGUCCGUCUACAGAGAAGGCUGGGGCCCAGCACCUGCCGGCGGAGGCACACUGAAACUGUCACGGCGACUGAGACACAUACAUUUUCAGAGACACUUAGAAACAUGCAAACACACAUAGACCCAGAUGUGCACGCACAAGUUUUUUCACACGCACGUAUGGACAAUUUUGGACACAUGGAAAUCAACACUCACAAAGGUUCUGUAGGCCCAGAACUCCCCAAAGCUGUCACACCAGAGGCCAUACACCCAACCUCACCUCAGCCCUUGUCUUUGGCACUUGGCAAUCAUCCUGCCUCCACCAAUCAGCCGGCAACCCCACUCCAGACUGUGGAGACAGACACGCCAUCAACCUUUUGUCCAGUCCCCACUGGUCCAAACCAAAACACAGGCUCUUGUCCUCUCCCUGUAGAGACAGAGAAGAAAUAUGCACUCCGCAGCUCUGGACGUCCUCGCUUUCCCUGUCACCUGCGCAAAUCCUCCCGCUUGCGCCGAAGCAUAGAGGAUGGAGAAAAAAGAGUGGAGAGCGUGAAAGGAGGAGAGGAGGAAGAGGAAAUACUGGAAGAAAAGAUCUGGAGAGUUAAAGAAGAAGAGGUGGCGGUUGGUGAUAAAGAGGAGCAUUCAUCUGUAGAGGCAGUUCUCCCCACACCCACCUGUCAUACAGACAUUGCUCUUGCAUUAUCGGUACCUAAACCUGUUCCUAAAGCUCUACCCAAACCAGGGCCCAGACUUGGGCAUAAACCUGGACCUAAAUCCAGGUGUAGGCUUACUCUGAAGUCUGUGCAUAAAGCAGCUCCUAAGAGCAUAAUGAAACAGCGUCAAGCAGCACAAGCCAUGCAACAACGUGCAAACCCUUCUCUCUCAUUUGCAUCCACCCUCUCUGCACCUCUGCUCACAAUGAAGGAAGAACCUGUUGCAGACCUGGGUGUGUCACUUCCUAAUAAUGGCAGACGAGGACGUUUUGUUGGUGUGAGAAAGAUUGUUGUCAAGGUGGCUCGCAUUCCUGUCAGUCUUAGCCGCAGGCAGAAGAGCUACAAGAUUUCUAAUUUGGAAACAGUAACAGGGACAGAGAAAAGUCAUGAUGGCAAUCUGGAGGGAUCUGAGGCAGUUCGAGAGCCAACUGCCCUUCUCCGCAUGAAAAACAAUGGGAAAAGUGUUAUGGUGAUGUUCCCUCCAGGAGAACUCCCUGUUAUUCUGAAACGUAGGCGAGGACGUCCACCUAAACAGCCUUUGCCAGCAAUACAGGGAGAGCCUCCAAAUGCUGGGAAUGCCAGUGUUACCGGAGACCAGCCCAAGAAGCCUCGAAGGCGACGUCGGACUAAACUCCCUUUUCCGUAUCCAUCCUAUGUUAAUGAUACAAAUGAUGUAAAAACAGAAUACGGUGAUGUUCUUUCCAAACUGGCCUUUUUAAACCGCCAGCCUCCUCCCACUGGCCGUUGCUCUCCUCCUCGCUGCUGGACACCUAGUGAGCCGGAAAGCUUUCAUGCCCCUCUGGAAAACCCUGGAAUAUCCACCCUGCUCCACAGGCUCACUGGGUUUAGACGCCCCAGAGGUGGCAGAGGAGGGGGGCUUGGAAGAGGUGGAGGAGCAGCAGGUGGGAUUGGGGGCAGUGUGUGCAGGAAAAGCACCUUCAGUGACUUCUUUGAAUCUAUUGGAAAAAAGCGGAAAAUAAGCCCCGUGUCUGAGCAUGGAUUACCUAGGAAAAGGGGGAAGGGUAUGGGUGGGGGAGGGGUGGGCCGAGGAGGGGGUGUGGUGGGAAUAGAACCUGGAGGUGAGAAAAUAGUCCGAAAGAGACGUAUGAGGAAAAAUGGUGCAUUUAAAGGGGGUGGGAUGUCCAUGGGGCAGGACUGGCCAAACGGGGCAGGAGGUUGGGGGGAGGAGGUGGCUUUGGAUAAGAAAGGUUUGGGUGGUUAUCAGCUCUCUGGAUCUCCACGGGGUGGCUUUUCCUCAUGUGAGCUUGGGCGUGGAGAUGCCUAUGGCAGUCCAGGAGGAAGUAGAGGGGCUGGGCCAGUUGGAGAAGACUCACAAGGUCUUUUUGCUGGUUAUUUUCGAUCACUGCUCGACUCUGAUGACUCAUCGGACCUGCUGGACAUCUCCUCACAGUCAGACCCCCGCAAAGCUACAUCCACUCCAGGUUUUGAGCCAUCCAGUCCAGCUGCUGGUCACAGCUGGUCUCCUGCGUUCCCCAAAUGGAGUUCUAAGGGGGCAGGUUCUGGGGUGGAGGGUUCAGCUCAGGCACACUGCUCCUCAGCCAGGCCUCCUUAUAGCUAUAGCAGCUUGGCUCAAACAUCCCCCACCACUUCUACCUAUCCAAAAUCCACCCCUCCAUCUCUCUCACAUUCUCCUAGUUCUCCCCAUCCUGCCUCCUAUGGUCAUUACUCCUCUGGCUACUCUUGCUCUUCUCCUGCAGUGCCACAGAGAUCGUCAGAUUGCAGCUUUGCAUACGGAUCUGGUCACAGCAGUGGUAAAGCCACCCCCAUUGGUCAGAUAGGUUAUUCUAACUACCAGCUAGCCAAGCGAGCCUAUAGUGGAUAUCCUCAAGGGAGCCAUUCCUCUAUGGUGCGAGGGGAUUCAGCAGGAUCCACAUCACCUGGAGGAGGGUACAUGUCAGUGGCCAAAGGUAACUCCUUCAGUUCCGCCUCCCCAGAGGGUUACAAGCAGUUCAACACCAAUCAGUGGAGCUACAGACAAGGCUAUGGUGGCUGGUCAACUGACAACUUUGGGUCUCAGUAUCAUGGCUAUAGCGAAUACGGCUCCAGUGAGUCCAAAGACAUCUUGGAUAUCUCAAAUUACACCCCUCAGAAGGCAAAGCGACAACCAUUUCCUGAAAGUCUGUCCGAAUCCUCUUCUGACUCCUCACACCUUGGCUCUACAGCCCCUAGUAGUGGCCCCGUCUCUGCAGGUGGCACCUUCAAACAGAAUGAGGCUGCAUCUGUUAGUGGGGACGGGGGCCAAUCAAGUCUGUCCAGCCUAGAGAAGUUGAUGAUGGAUUGGCAUGAGAGUGCCUCCGGACCGUCAUAUAACUGGAGCCAGAAUGUCCUUUUCCAAAGUGGGGGAACCAGCAAACCUGGCCGCGGCCGCAGAAAACGGACUGAGCCACAUUUAGAAAAAGAAGGGGGUACUGCCUUACAUUCUGAUUCCCCAUCCAGUCCCUCCCCUACACCUACACCUGGACCUAAGAGAGGAGGAGUUGGAGGACGGGGUAGAGGAUCUAGAGGGGGAAGAGGGGGUCUGUCUCCCUGUCAGAGAGAGCGCCCUAAAGGCAGGGGUAAGGCUGCUUCUACAUCAGGAGCGGGACUAGCAGUGUCAGCUGGAGGCCCAGAAGGCUCUGGUAUGUUCCAGGAAGGGCUGGAUUAUUACAGCGGAGAUAGCAGCAGCCUGUCUCCCCUGGCCACUCCUAAUCCUGCACCACCAUCCAGCUACCUCCAGGACCCCUGUGAGUACCCCUCUCCUUAUUCAGCCCACCCCUCCACACCAUCCUCUGAGGAGCGAUAUCCAGCUUUAUACCCUGGUGAGUCAUCCUCGUCCCUCUCACCAAGUGUCUCAUCUCCCCCUUACCCUCCCAAGCCUACCCCUCCUCCACCCCAGUCUUACCACCUUGUCCCCUCCAGGAACUUCUCCCCCUCCUGCUCCCCCUCACCACGAUUAACUCCCCACUGCAGCACAGCCCUCAGUCCCUCACACCGCCCCCCUCCAAAAGACCCCCAGUUUUCACAGUACGACUCCCCCAGCUACUGUGGUUCCCCCUAUUGGUACGGACAGACAUCGCACAGCGGCAGUCCCAACCCACACUCCCACUCAAAUACAGCCGUGCACACCCACAGCAACCCACACACGAGUCCUCACGGAAACACACAUGCCAAUUCUCUCGCUAGCCCAAACGCAAACACUCUUACACACAUGACUCCCCAUGACACACAUCAUCAUAGUAUGCAGCCCAACACAAACCUGAGCUCACACACCAACACACAUCCCACCACACACCUCCAAGGUAACCUCCUCUCCCACUCAAACAUUGUGCACCUCCCCUCUCAAACACACUCUCACCCCAGUCCCAGCCUGCAUUCUCAUCCAGCACCUGCGCUUUACGAGGAGCGCAGCCCUCCCUCUACCAUGACCCCCCAAAAGCGGGAUUUGACCCCCCACACCAUGAGCACAGGCCAUCGCCAAGGCCCCUUGCCUCUCUCCCCAUACCCCAAACCUGCUCUUGACUCCUCGCCUCACCAGGAGGAAACAAGUGGUUACUCCCUGCAUCAGCAAUCCUACCAGGGCAUGGGACACCGCUACACCUCCCAGGCGGCUCAGGGUAGUGGGGUGCUGUGCCAACUCCUGGACCCAGCCAAUGAUGACAGCUUCAGUGUCACCAGCCUGUAACAGCAGGUGCAUUCAAUCCAAGCUUUUACAGAUUUGCAAACAUUUUUUUUCCUUUUUUUUGUCUGUUUUUUUUUUAAGGGGACUUCUUUGUGAGAGACUGUGAAAUGAAGGGUGAGAAUUUAGCUGCCAGCUUUGGACACUAAAGCUUUAAUUCUCCGGCAUUGACAAUCAAGAUCAACCCACAUACUCAAGCAUGCACAAACACAAAUGCAUACACACACAAAUGCAAACACACAUAUAUAAAGACACGCAUGCACAGAUUAAAUCACUACCUAACCAUAUACAUGUAAAAUCAUCCAUGAGCACUCUAGACUGGAAUGAGGAAACGACCAAGAGGAGCUGACAGAUGAAUCCCAGACGCACAUGGACAGAGAAAAAAAAAACUCAUCCCUUCGAGCCCCUCUGUGACACAUGCAGUAUUUCACAGAAUCUCUCUGUUUCUGUUCUGUACAUCCACAGUAUAGACAAACAAAAAUCACAAUCUUUUCUCUCGCUUUUUUUGUUUCUCUUCUCUGUUGUCUCCAAGCUCCCCCUCCUCUGCUAAACCAGCAACCAUGUUCUGCACUCAAAUCACCUGUCUUGUGCCCCCAACCUGAGCCGCAUCUGAGCCCAAAUCAACUUUUUGAAGACCAUGAGCCUAGCAAAUGUCCUGCUCUGUGCACUCCUUGUGUUGUGUCCCAUAAGAGAAAAAGUGGACUUAAACAGUUUGUGCUCUUAAAAUACCAGCAUCUGUACAUAUGACUCCUGCUCCAAGCCAGGGGGCCUCCUUGUGCUCUGAAGGCCCGUCAUCUGCGUUCUGCCGUGGUUUCUCUGCUUUGGGGGGGAGGACUGCAGCAUGGAGACUCAACAUCCUGUGUUUUGCUGUUUUAACUACAAGGGAAAGAGAAAAUGAAAUUACACAACGGCCCCAAAGAGACUCUUGUUUUCUGUGUGUGAAAGGGAGACAGAGGAUACAUUUGCGUGACUGCAGUGAUGCAUGUAUUUGUGAGUUUGCGUGCAUAUUCUGUGUAUGUGUGUGUGUGUGUGUGCGUGCCUGUGGGGUCAAAAAGAGUGAAGCUCCCGCGACGCCAUAGUCUUGGCGGGGCCUCAUUCUUUCUUUCACUCUCUCCCUUCUUUUUCUGUGGUCUUGUGUUGUUUAGUGGUUUUUGUGAUGAAAAUAAAAUUGUAUCUGUCUGUUACAUAUCAUGUAUGUAUCUGAGGUGCAAAAUAUUUAAAUACACAUUAUGUUCUUGCCAUUGGUAA